Patiria miniata (bat star) is the source of this 1552-nucleotide messenger RNA. RefSeq lists its product as uncharacterized. The transcript has a single exon. The coding region runs from base 53 to 1552 and encodes 499 amino acids. The record is from RefSeq and is a predicted model, not a curated record. Lineage: Eukaryota; Metazoa; Echinodermata; Asteroidea; Valvatida; Asterinidae.
UAUAAGGUUCAACUCACUCUAUAUUCUUAUUCGCGUUUUGCUUUUGCAGGCCAUGGAUCUUCACGUGCCAAACGCUCAGGCUGUUUCGGAUUAUUUCCGUCGCAUCCUGACGGAUAUCCUCGAAGAACUUGUGAAUAAGGUUCCCGAUAGAUACACAUCCAAUACUGAAAUUGUCAAGCAGUCGUUGAGAAAAAUCUCCAAUUGGUACAAAAACGGACUCCGCUUUGCCAAUUCAGAUUUGCGUUCUGACUGGAAUGACCCGGCCAACCGCUGUGCUUACGCGUUUCUUUACUUGAUGCACCAUUGCUAUCUCGUGUAUGGCUCGCUUCAGUACUCGGAUGAGGUCACAAGAAGUUGGCGCAACAGGAGCAGUUUGAAGGUUUGCAGCAUCGGAGGCGGGCCUGGGUCGGACAUGGUUGGCUUAACAACCUUCCUCCGUAACAAAGGAAUCUUCCCGCCUUCUCUGGAAUGCCUUGUCUUGGAUCUGUACCCCAACUGGAAAGACACUUGGGACACGAUAUACACCCACCUACCAGAGACCUUUACUGUAACUUACCACAGGUGUGAUCUGGUCAGAGACACAAGACUCCACACUAGAGAUCUACAGUUUAUCAAACAGGCUGAUAUCAUCACACUGUCUAAAUCUUUCUCAGCAGUGUCUGCUUUCUACCGAGCCAACCACGCCAAAGGCGCUUUCCUUCGGGAUGUUCUCCAGCAGACCAAACCAGGCUGCUUCGUUCUGUACAUCGACAAUGACUGCGGCGGUUGUACUCAGUUUCAGCGGGACUUCGCAUCCCGAGCCGGUAUGGAUUUAGUAUUUGAAUUCCGCGGCAAGCCCACUUUUCCAAAGGGGGCGUAUUCAUAUACCAUCCGAAAGUACCACAAUCUGUUCGAAUUCAGUCCGAUGCGCUCCUGCGACGUGAAUAUCCAGUUAUUCCGAAAGAAGGGAGCAGUUCAGUCUGGUCAUGCCGUCAGAAUUGAGAGUAAUCCAACCGGCCAAUUGAGGGCCAAGAGUUCCUCCAAGCGGGCUGCAGUUCCCCAAGGACCCCCCGUGGGUAUCUCAAGUUCCUCUCGGAGUACACCCCACCAUGAUGUGAUUUCCAGCUACAACAGCGUCCAUGGAAUCGCAGUAAGAAACACCGUAACGUCACGACCAACAUCCCCGCACUACUCGUCAGGAAUUCCGCGGGCUGCAAGCAAUGUCUACCCAGCAUAUUCCACCUAUAACCAACCAUACUCCUCUCACCGUACCGCGACCGUGGAAAGACCCUCAUUAGGAAGCUACAGAACACCAACAACCCCAGCUGACUCCAGCCACGUCAAUAUCUCUGUGAUCUCCCAUCAACCCAAACGAGUUGAUCAAGCACCCAAGCCAAGCAAUUCAGCACUUGUCCCUAAGCCAAGCAAGCAAACAUCCAACCGACAAGCAUCUCGUGUCGCAAACACUUACCCUAACAGUUAUCGGUCAAGAGACGAAAGACAACAUCAGGACGAUGAAGAUGAAACCACAUUGUCCAGAUAUUGCUGCCCACAGGCAUGCACAAUUUUGUAA